AUGGAUUUUUUCGGAACGAAGAGUGCUGUGCAAGAAAUGGAGCUGUCGCCCGCACAGAAAAAGGUCAAAUGUGAUCUACAAAGUUUUUAUGAAAACUUCGAUCCAGAUAGCAAUGAGGAUUGUAUGUUUGAUUCACCAUGCAGCCAAACGUACGAUGAGAAACCAUGCAUUCAAAGCCUUAACACAGAAAGAGCACAAGGAAACCAAGGCCAUUGCAUUCAGAUGACCUCACAAAUGGAGAAAACAGAUAAAUGGAGCAACUUCUUCCAGUGGCAACCAGAGAAUCAUGAUCUACUUACGAAGAAUGCUUCAAAGGGCUCCGCCUUUCAUGGCAAUGAUUCGGGCUACCAACAAAUCAAGAGAAGUAUUUCAAAGAAGAAACGUACCCGUACGAUGUUCACAACUGAACAAAUUAUAUCCAUGGAGCAAAUCUUUAAAUCCAGGCCUUACAUCUGCCAAGACGAGAGACAAGAACUAUCUCUUAAAUUAAAUGUCAGUGAGAGAGCGAUCAAAGUCUGGUUUCAGAACAGACGGCGGAUGUCCGAGAGGAGAGAGAAGACUGAAUUACCAGAAUCACCAGUAUCCGACGAAAAUUGUGACUCAAAUACUGAUAGGCUUGCAUACAUUGAACACUUAAUAAACGAUAGGACUGAUCAAUUCGGUAACGUAGCUCUUGAUGAUAAGGUGAUAACUGCAUUAGUAAGUGUUAUUGAUGAACAUUUACCUCGGGAAGGUGGUAUAUUAUUAAAUUCACUACGUUCAAACCAGCACGACACUUUACACUCGACUUCUCCAGAAAUUUGCGGUGAAAACGAAUUAAUGAAGUACGAAUGUAUUUCACCGUCCAGUGUUAUAGAUGAGUUUUUAAAUUAA
Pieris macdunnoughi is the source of this 873-nucleotide messenger RNA. Lineage: Eukaryota; Metazoa; Arthropoda; Insecta; Lepidoptera; Pieridae. The record is from the annotation of a GenBank genome assembly.